ACAAGCCGGUUCGUUGAAAUAUAUAAUUGAAUUUGGAAUUCACAUGUGCGUACAGACAUUUCAUUCCACGAGAUCCAUUUUGCUUUUUGAUUUAAAAACAUAUUAUAUUUUCAUAUAAUUUUUAUAUGAAGAUAAAAAGAUCAACUCUUUCAGGCACCAUUUACAGUUGUUUUUAUAUUAUGCGGUACACAAAGCGAUACUUGUACAUACUCCUGUUGCAAGUGGUGGAGAUGUGCGGACAAACAACAAAAGCAUCAAAAGCACCAAAAACAUCGAAAGCACCGAAAACACCGAAAAUAACGACAACAACGACAACAAGAGACCCUCUGAAGCAUACGAUCAGCUACGAUCCCAACCAGGGGUAUGAGCCGUACUGGGCGGACGGCGAGUGGCACAUUCGGGACCCGCAGGAUUGGGCCACGACAGGCCUAUCCCCGGUCACCACCACGAAGCCACCCUUGGUCUGCGGCGACGAGUGCCCCUACUUAUUUACCAGAAUAAUGCAUGUCUGUGCUAAGAAGCAGGAUGAAUACGUAAUAGAUUAUACUGGGAAUGAUAACGACGAGUUCCAUAAAUGUUACUCCAGUUACUGCGGGUCAAAAGAGAAUAUGCUGAUACCGAAUAUGAAGAAAUAUAGAACUUUUGAAACUUAUUGCAAGUUCCUGGACUUCCAGUGUAGAGAGGACGCGACGUCUCAAUAUAGUUUGAUGUACAUCGGCAAGUGUGAAAAGGACUUUACGAAGAUAUUUAAACCUAUGGCUCACUUCACGUUAGUCCAAAGUCGGUUGGAUCACUACCUGCAGCAUCUGGGCCAAACGGCGCCGCUUCGGUACUCCACGCAUCAGACUUUCCCCACGACAGUAUCCAGAGUCAAUGGUUAAUUCGACACAAAAUAAAAGUGGCUGUGACAUACGGACAGACCGACAGACAUGACGAAACUAUAAGGGCUCGGCACCAUUGCUACAUUGCGUCGACGUAGCGCGUUGCCGUUUCGUUGUUUUCCAUAGGUUUUGGCAUUGACGUUCGUCAAAAGGUCGAAACUCCGUGCAAUUCUGCGUUGUUUGUCGACGGACGUCAAAACAACGGAGGACGACAGAGCAAUGGGGCCGUAGCCUAACGGUCUCGUUUUUGUCAUUCGGCUACGGACACGGAACAUUUCCUUUGACCAUAAUUAUAAAGCCGAGCGCGUGACUGUAAGGAUCAUGCAACUGAUUUAUUGGUAAAGAUAUCCAGAAUAGAAUAACAUAACAUUCUUGUCAUGAAUGACUUUAUUUAAAUCUAGCGUUGUAAUAAUUGUUUUAUUGUUUAAAUUAGUGUUGUGUCAUUGUGUAAUAAUCUAACGGCAGGUACAUCUAUACGUAACAUGUGUUACCUAUCAUUAGUAGUUUUUUAAAAUAUGUUUGACUGGACAACUUUUUUUGUGGGAGUGACCCAGAAAUCGAGAAAAAACAGCUGUUCUAAACUAAAUUAAAUACCUCAAAUGUAUGGAUGAACCGAUUUUUUCGGUAUUUCGGGGUUACUCUCAUACUAGAAGUUGUUCAGUAUCAUGGACUGAAUAUGUAGACCAAAAGCCAAAAAUGAUCAAAAAGUCACCCGGUAUGAGAAGUACUUUGUGGAAGGCAUAUUACGUCUUGGCGGGGGCACUCCCGUGCCCCCAGAUAAAGCCCAAGCACGGUGCAGUGCAGUAUCCUCAUAAAAAAUAUU
This is a messenger RNA of Plodia interpunctella (Indianmeal moth), 1704 nucleotides long. RefSeq lists its product as uncharacterized. The coding region runs from base 126 to 881 and encodes 251 amino acids. The record is from RefSeq and is a predicted model, not a curated record. The transcript has 6 exons. Lineage: Eukaryota; Metazoa; Arthropoda; Insecta; Lepidoptera; Pyralidae.